Molecule: messenger RNA, 1004 nt
Organism: Helicoverpa zea (corn earworm)
Lineage: Eukaryota; Metazoa; Arthropoda; Insecta; Lepidoptera; Noctuidae
Product: endocuticle structural glycoprotein ABD-4-like
Exons: 5
Coding region: 225-608 (127 amino acids)
Cellular component (GO): chitin-based extracellular matrix
Molecular function (GO): structural constituent of chitin-based larval cuticle
Source: RefSeq, a predicted model, not a curated record
CAACCUGUUACAACCUCCUUGCAGUCAGUCGCGUUGCGAACGCCGCGCAAUCAAUUCCUGAACGAAUUGAUAACUGUCAUUUAUUCGCGGGAAAACGAGCGCGUGUUAUUUUUUUUUUAAUAUUUUUUUUUUGUUAGAAACUUGUGAUUUUUUGUAACGAAAAAGUUUUUAUUCCUACUUAGUUUAUUUUUGGAUUUAUUUUUUUAUUUUGUAGAAUUUUUAAAAUGAAUUUCACAGCAACGUUAUUAAUGAUCCUGGCUGCAGCAUCAUUGAGCUGGUGUCAGAAAGAUGAUCAGAUAGUUCGCCAGGACUUCGAGGGACCGAACGACGAUGGCUCAUAUAGAUGGGCUUUGCAGACGUCGGGCGGUAUCUUCCACGAACAGAAAGGCAGUCUACAACCUGACAGCGCAGGAGAGCCCAGCCUACUGGUGCAGGGGCAGUACCAGUACACCGCGCCUGAUGGACAGAUUAUAAACGUCCUGUACACGGCUGGAGAGAAUGGCUUCGUGGCUCAAGGAGAUCACAUCCCAACACCCCCGCCCAUACCGCCGGCCAUACAACGAGCACUGGACUACUUGGCUACCAAACCGCCUUCCACUGACUAUUAGUUUUUUAAGAUUCACUUCUGCCAGCGGUUUCACCCGCAUCACGUGGGAAUUUCUUCAUGAACCCUGAUAAAGAGUAGCCUAUAGCCUUUUUCGAUAAAUAGGCUCUCUAACGCUGAAAGAUUUUUUCAAAUCAGACUGGUACUUCCCGAGAUUAGCGCUUCAACUUUUAAAUAAUAUUAGUACCUAUUGAUUGAGGUGCCCAAGAGUACCAAUCCACCAUCCACUGAUUAUUAGUUAGGUACUUAAGAUUGGGGAACAAGUUCAUCGAUAAUUCAUCAUUCAGUCACGAUUUUCUUUAAAAAAAAAACAACCAUCAUGGGCCCGAUUCUCCUAAGAUAAUAAUGACAAAAUCGAAUAGAAAUCGAAUCGCAAUAUGAUCGCAAUAGCCGUUUUGAC